UAGCAAUUUUACAAUGUGCAAAAAAUGGGACUGUAUUGCGGUGAGGAAUACCAUAGCAUUUUGGAUUUUUGGCUUGUGCAACAACUACGGAUAUGUAGUCAUGCUAAGUGCAGCUGUAGAUAUCUUAAGCGUACAACAAGGAGACAACGAAAGCGAACCAACUAACAAUUGUGAGGAGCACAUAACAGAACGUCAUUGCACUACUAUAUCUACCGGUGCUGUAUUGGUGGCUGACUGCCUUCCAGCCUUUUUUGUUGGUCUCAUAUUUCCUUUCUUUAUGCAUAGAAUACCUUUCGUUUUCCGUCAUGUAUUGGUUUGUAUUCUGCAAACAGCUAGUUACCUUAUGGUCGCUUUUUCCACGAAUGUGCCUAUGUCCCUGGUUGGUGUAUGCUUUGCUUCCAUUGGAUGUGGUCUUGGAGAAAUCAGUUGCUUGGCGCUGACAUCGCACUAUCCAACGUUAGCGCUUGCAGCGUGGUCUUCUGGCACAGGUGCUGCAGGCUUAUUUGGAUCUUUUGUUUAUGCCUUUCUGACAGACAAAUCAAUGGGUAAACUAAAGCCUAAAGUUGCUUUGCUUAUUCAGCUAUUUAUUCCUAUCUUGUUCGUACUGGCAUACUUUUGUAUUCUCGUAGUACCCAAGACCGUUCACCGACCAGGUUGCAACCCUAAAACAUGGAUUGUUCCAUCAAAAGCCAGUGAUGCUCGACUACAAGAAACUGAGACAAAAUCCUUUAAAGAGAAUGAAGACGGAGUAGAAGUUGCACAGGCGAAAGGAGAUGUCACAUUCAAGAAAAUGACGUUUAUAGAAAAACUGCGACAGAUUGUCCCCCUACUUCACCUUAUGGUACCAUUGUCACUUGUCUACGUCGCAGAAUAUCUCAUAAAUCAAGGAGUGAAUCAGCUUAUAAUCUUCAACUGUUAUGAGGGGUUCAACUUGACCUUAGGUGCUCAAUAUCGGUGGUAUCAGGUGCUUUACCAACUUGGCGUGUUCAUUUCACGUUCCUCGAUCAAAAUUUUAGAACUGCCAGUUUGGUUGAUUUAUUUGCUUCCUGUCUUCCAGACCUGUAACUUUGUGUUCUUCCUAUUCCAAGCCAUAUACUGGUUCGUACCGAGCAUAGGAAUAAUGUUUGCUCUCAUAGUCAUUGAGGGACUGUUAGGAGGCUCAUCUUACGUUAAUACUUUCAACGUAAUACACAAGACGGUGGCUGCUGAUGUGCGAGAAUACUGUAUGGCAGUCGCUAAUGUAGGAAAUUCUUUGGGAAUAGCAUUUGCUGGAUUCAUGUCGAUACCUUUACACAAUUUCAUUUGCCGCCAGCCAAUGCCUACAGUACGCUAAGUGAUUCGUGUACCAUAUAAAGAUUUAUAUCACCGACAUGUUUGAAUAAAAUAAAAUAAUAUUCUAGG
This is a messenger RNA of Cylicocyclus nassatus, 1401 nucleotides long. Lineage: Eukaryota; Metazoa; Nematoda; Chromadorea; Rhabditida; Strongylidae. The record is from the annotation of a GenBank genome assembly.